Phytophthora sojae is the source of this 180-nucleotide messenger RNA. RefSeq lists its product as hypothetical. The record is from RefSeq and is a predicted model, not a curated record. The transcript has a single exon. NCBI's taxonomy places the organism in Eukaryota, Oomycota, Peronosporomycetes, Peronosporales, Peronosporaceae. The annotation marks the transcript as partial.
GGGAAUCAAUACGAUACCAUCCGACUCAAACUUGCAGCAAUCCGGUGGGUACACCGGGCGCACGCCGGCAUCAGCCUCCGCAAUUCACCAAGCUUCGACAUCCUCAUGAGUGAAAUUCGGCGAGUCUCGGAUCCUGUCACGAAGAAGCAACCCGAUACUCCGGCUUUCUUAAGACUACUU